Messenger RNA from Encephalitozoon intestinalis ATCC 50506, 1848 nucleotides. RefSeq lists its product as uncharacterized. The coding region runs from base 1 to 1848 and encodes 615 amino acids. Lineage: Eukaryota; Fungi; Microsporidia; Unikaryonidae. The record is from RefSeq and is a predicted model, not a curated record. The transcript has a single exon.
AUGAAUUUCUUGUUUCCCAUGUUUCUUUCGCUUGUCUGCUCCGAAAACUUGGGGAUUCGAUAUGAAGACGUGAUCAGCAAGUGGGUCAAUUACGAGAAGAGGAGAAUGAGGGAUGGGCCUCUUGGGGUUUCGCCUUCUUCGUUUACUAUCGAGAAUGGAAUGCCUAAAAGUAGAAGGCUUCUGGACUCGAAAACAAUUUGGAAUCCAGUAAGGAUGUUUGAAGACGAUUUUGAAGGACUAGAAUGCAAAGGAGUUUUAAAAAAGAUCUCUAGAGAUGGAGACUCGAAAUAUUUGAGUGAGGGAUAUGAAACGCUGCUCGAUGAAUCAGGAAUCAACUAUUUGUGUCUAUCGACGGCAGUUAGGCCGUUAAGAAUCAGCAUAGAGGGGAUUACAAAUGUAGCAAUUGGAUAUAGAGGGUAUUUUGAUGAACAAAAGGCACAAAAACUAGGGGAAUGUCUUUCUAGAGUUCUGAAUGGAAUGGAAGUGUGUGUUAUUCCGGAAUCCCUCUGUGGGUUGGUAUCGAAGCUGGAGCAUGUGGGAGAAGACGUUUCCUUGCACUGCAUGGUAAUUAUGACUUCAGGGAGAAAGACAGUAUUUUCACUUUACAAGGUGGAGAUAAAGGACAAGGAGAGAAGAUUUGAGAAUCUGUUCCAUGAGAGCCUUGACGGAAUAUCUGAUUGGAAGAUGGAAAGAAUAGUAUACGAUUACAUAGAGGAAAAGCUUAAGGAAUACAUUUCCAUCAAAGACGAUAUUUCGGAGACAAGCAGAAACGUGGCAUUCUAUCCCCAGAUAGAAGAGGGACGGGACUCUAGUUUGAGAAUUGACAUGAGGCCUAUAUACAAGGAGAUCAGAAAUGCUCUAAGAUAUGAGAAUCCAAGGGGAGGAGUGAAGAUGGUUAAUGGGGUCAGUGUUGUUGAUGGAGAAGAAAAUGUAAGGUUUGUUAUUGAGGCACCUAUUUUUAACAUUGAAGAAAUUCAGAAAAGACUUGAGGAAUUUGUUAAAGAGAACGAAGGGGAAUUUGGCAGGAUGGUUAAGGAGAUAAAGAAGAAAGCGGAGGAGAUUAUUGAGCCAGGGGGUUACAGUGUGAUGAUGAGGUCUGAAUUCUAUGGGAAUCCGAUAUUUGACAGGAUCUUUGGCAAUUUUGGCAAGAGAGACCACAUAAGAUCGGAAAGCAUUGAGAAGGGAGCAGCAAGGAUUAUGAGAACAGAAUAUAUGGUGAUUGAUCCGAAGAUUCUACGUGUAAAAGGAAGAAGUGGAAAUGGAGAAGCUUACUUGGAUGAAGUCAAGGCAAGAAGGGAGAUUGGAGAAAUACUUGAGAAAAAGAAAGACAAAAAACUCAGAGAUAUUUUUGAGCUGGUACCUGAUUCAUGUAUAGAAGAAGCAGAUGAGAUCUUUUCGGACGUUAGUGAGCUGGACUCCAUCAAGAGGGCAGUGGAGAAGUGGAAAGAAUUGGAAGCCAAAGACGGAGAGAUUAGAGAAGAGAAAAGGUUGAGAGAGCAAGCUCUGAAGGAUCUAAAAGAGGCGAUAAUUUCGGCAGAGAAGUUGGGAAAGAGUAAUUUGGAAGUGUGGGAUUCGGGAUUGAAGGACGAGGUGACAAAAGCACUGGAGCAUCUGAACAUCAUGAGCGCCGAUAGCAAAUAUAAAAAGAAAGAUAUUGAAGAGGUGGAGUUCAACCUGAUUAUUAGAAGCAAAAGCCUGUUUAAUGCAUACGAAGAAAAGGCCAGGAAAGAGGCUGAGAAGAAGGAAGAAGAAAAAGCCGAGGGAGACGGAACUGAAAAGGAAGCUGAGGUAAACAAAGACUCUGAGGAGAAACCGGAGUCGGGAGAGGAGGGUAGAUCUGAGCUCUAA